GGGCUGUGCGCUUGCCGCGCUGCUCCGGGGGGCAUCCCCAGUGAGGGCCUCAGCCGGCUGCCAGGCUCUUCUGACGGCCGGUGUUUGCUGUCGGCGGUGCAGUGCCCGGGCAGGUAAAGAAAAAACCAAAACCAACAAAACCUCACCCCUCGAAAACUAGAGUCCACCUCGGGCUUUACUCGUGCCGGGGGGGAGGUUGAGCAUUUCCCCAGGCACAGUAUGCUGGACUCGGCGCUCAGUGGUGGCCAAACUCGGUCACUCGUAGCCCUUGGUGCUUUCUCUUCCCCCGAACUUCAGUUCCGGGAUUACAGCCUGGCCUCGUGUUAGUGAUUCCAAAACUGAGAGAAACGGUGGGCCGGGGAGAGGAGAGGAGAGGACGGAGGCUCGCUGAAGCGCGGGGGAGCCGGCAGACCUCCGUCCUGCUCUGCACCGGUGCCUCGAACACCAACCAGUACACCUCGGCGGAGGGAGAGCUGGGCUUCGGCUGCUUCCCCGGCUUCCCAGCUCCUGAAGGUGUCAUGGUGUAGAGGGACCAGCUGAAACCGAAGCUCUUUAUACAGAAACCUAUCAGCUCUUCUCGCUGUGCUGGACUUGGCUGCCCCUUGUGUGAGUCCAAAGUACGUGUAAAGAACACAGGAGUUGGUCACUGGACACAGUAAUGGUGCAAGAGUGGGAUAUGCAGCCAGGAAUCUGAGAUCUGUAUAAGGAGUCAAAGCUGUGAUACAUCCCAGCACUGAGGGGGCUCCACUUCGGUGCAAGGCAGAGAGGCAGUAAGUUGGGAUUGACAGCCGUUUGGCAAGGUAACUGACCCUCCACCUACCCCUGCAAGCUGCUGGCCACGACAUCUUCUGGCACUGGGGUAUGGAUUUGCAUCUUGUCUGUCCACAUUCCCUCCUCUCCCUGUCCUUUUCUGUCUUUCAUUUGUCUGGAUUUCUCUCUUGUGCUUGUCAUAAGCAGACUGAAUGUUACAGAUCCAAAAAAUGUCCCUAAAUCACUAAAAUCAUAUGAUUUUACAGCUGGAUAGUUACUUAUUCUGUAAGGAACUAGCAGUGUUUAUAUUAUUUUGUAAUUGAAAGACAUUUGACAAUGCAUGAAAAGAAUGACUUUGGAAUUUUCAGACCUCCCAGUAAGUUGAGAAUACUUCUCUUUUUGAGAAGUAAGGCUUUGCAUUUUGGAUCCUUUUUCAAAGUCAUUUAAAGUUUCCCUGUCUCAUAAAGUGACUCUUUUUGCUGACCACACAUCAAAAUAAUGUUUAAAACAACAGUAAUUAGAAUUUUUUCAGGGCUUUGCUACACUCAUUUCAUUUCUGGCAACCAAUUUAUCUCAAUGCUGAUAAACUAGGAAAACUGUAAAUAUUUUUGUACCAAGUGACACUGUCGUCAGCCAGUAGUUAAUGCACGAUUGCUGGAUUAUCUGUGCAACAUCUUGGCUCACACUGUUACUUAUGUAUUGUCAGUCCGUAGCAGACACUUAAUUUGCAGAAGUCAGAGUUGAAGUGCUUGGGUAGCAUUCAGUGCCUCUGCUGUAUAAGGCAACUGAAAUGUGAUCUACAAGAUUAGCGGGGCUUGUAGGAAGGAAAGGAAUGUCAAGUCCAGGAGAGCUGUGACAGUGACAAGGCUGAGUGCUGCUGGUUGAAUGUAGGGUGAGGAUCUCAGCUGCAUGAUGGUCACUGGAGAGCAGGGGCCAAACCAUGGCCAAAGUGGAACUGUCCUCAGCAGUUACUCCAAUUAACCUUUGGGAUUGUUGUUCCAGUCUAUUCCACUGUGUAGUAGUAAAAGCUGUUCUGAAACCACAUGGCUGAUAUCAGGUUUGUAUCUGUAUCACUGUAGCAUUUCUUGGAGAGAUAAUCAGUAAGGAAUAACCUCGAAGAGACUAUUAUGGCUCUUGCCGUUGUGCAUUUUUUACGGAAGAUCCCAAGUGCUAUGUCCCUGCGGGCUCGCCUGAGAAGAUCUCUCCAACUUCGCAACUGGUGCUACCCAGUUCACGCCUCUUUGAGUUAUGAAGCCAUAAAACAACAGUACAGGCCAGAGGUGCCAGAGUACUUCAACUUUGCACGAGACGUGCUGGACAGAUGGACUGAAGUGGAAAAGGAGGGUAAAAAGUCUAAAAACCCUGCAUUAUGGUGGGUAGAUGGUGCCAGAGAAGAGGUGAGGUGGAGCUUUGAAGAGCUGGGAGUGUUGUCAAGGAAAGUGGCAAAUGUACUUUCUGAUGCCUGCGGUCUGCAACGGGAAGACAGAGUUAUUCUGAUUCUGCCCCGGAUCCCGGAGUGGUGGCUGGUGAAUGUGGCUUGCAUGAGAACAGGAACUGUCUUGAUUCCUGGGACACAGCAGUUGACAGCAAAGGACAUUCUUCAUCGACUACAGAAAUCCAAGGCAAAGUGUAUCAUCACUGAUGAUUCUGUGGCACCAGCUGUAGACUCAAUUGGGGCUCAAUGCCAGUCUCUGAAAUUCAAGUUGCUUGUGUCAGAGGGCCACAGAGAGGGAUGGCUGAACUUUAAAGAUCUCCUGAAAAACGCUCCUUCUGACCACCACUGUGUGACCACAAAGUGUCAAGAUCCAAUGGCUAUCUAUUUUACCAGUGGAACUACAGGAUCUCCAAAAAUGACUGAACAUUCCCACAGCAGCUAUGGUAUUGGUCUCACAGUAAGUGGAAGGUACUGGCUGGACUUGACUUCCUCAGAUAUAUUUUGGAACACAUCAGACACAGGCUGGGCAAAGUCAGCUUGGAGCAGCAUUUUUUCACCUUGGAUUCAAGGGGCAUGUGUAUUUGUACAUAAGAUGCCACACUUCGACCCAAGCAUUGUCUUUGAGAGUCUGUCAAGAUUUCCCAUAACUGUCUUCUGUUCUCCUCCAACUGCCUACCGAAUGUUUGUGCAACAUAAGGUGUCCAGCUAUACAUUCAAAAGCCUGCGGCACUGUGUGAGUGCUGGGGAGCCAAUCAACCCUGAUGUGAUGGAAGAAUGGAAAGCGCAGACUGGGCUGGAUAUUUAUGAAGGCUAUGGACAGACAGAAACAGUGCUGAUCUGUGGAAAUUUUAAGGGAAUGAAAAUCAAACCUGGGUCUAUGGGAAAGCCGUCUCCAGGGUAUGAUGUCAAGAUUAUAGAUGAAAACAGUAAUAUUCUGCCUCCUGGAAAAGAAGGAGAUAUUGCCAUCAGAGUAAAACCUACGAGAUCGCUUUUUCUUUUUACUUGCUAUGCUGAUGAUCCAGAGAAAACAGAGGCAACAAUACGUGGGGAUUUUUAUGUCACUGGAGACAGGGGGAUUAUGGAUGAGGAGGGAUACUUCUGGUUUGUUGGAAGAGCUGAUGAUGUCAUUAAUUCUGCUGGAUACCGUAUUGGACCAUUUGAAGUAGAAAGUGCCCUAGUAGAGCAUCCUGCAGUGGUGGAAUCAGCAGUUGUCAGCAGUCCAGACCCCAUCAGAGGAGAGGUAGUGAAAGCCUUUGUUGUUUUAACAUCUGACUAUGCUUCACAUGAUCCGGAAAAAAUGAUGAAAGAGCUACAAGAUCAUGUUAAGAAAGUUACUGCUCCAUACAAGUAUCCUAGGAAGAUGGAAUUUGUUCAACAGUUGCCAAAAACUAUUAGUGGGAAGAUCAGAAGAAAUGAACUGCGCCAGAAGGAGUGGAGAAAAGAUUAGAAGUACUUGUUGCUUUUUUAUAGGAUCUUUUACAAAGUAAGAUACUACAGAUUUACACAGUAACAUACAGUAAAUGAUUAUACUAUGUCCUCCUUAGUUUAGGUUUGAAUAAAUUA
This is a messenger RNA of Haliaeetus leucocephalus (bald eagle), 3748 nucleotides long. RefSeq names its product acyl-coenzyme A synthetase ACSM3, mitochondrial-like. Gene Ontology annotation, cellular component: mitochondrial matrix. Gene Ontology annotation, biological process: fatty acid biosynthetic process; acyl-CoA metabolic process. Bases 1878 to 3632 code for a protein of 584 amino acids. The record is from RefSeq and is a predicted model, not a curated record. NCBI's taxonomy places the organism in Eukaryota, Metazoa, Chordata, Aves, Accipitriformes, Accipitridae. Gene Ontology annotation, molecular function: fatty-acyl-CoA synthase activity; fatty acid ligase activity. The transcript has 14 exons.